UGCUCAAUGACCCCACCGCUUUCAAGAAGUGCCAUCGUCGUAUCUCACUCUCAAUCUCAGCCUCGUAAAUUCACAUCUCAAUAAAUGAGGAUCACAGAAUGAGAGUUCAUGAGUCACUUUGAACCAACAAUGAUCAUCUGUAAAUUCUGUCAAGCUACGGUCCUUGAUUCCGGGAAGAGCUGGGACUAUCACCACCAGGACUCAGACUCAUUUGAGGGCUCACUUCACUCUCGGUGUGUCUUUUGUACGAGGCUGGCCGAAGGCCUCGGUGAGAUCAGCCCUUGGUUUGAUCAUGACCUCAAGGUCAAAUCUCUCUAUCGUUGGAACAUCCGGCAGGCUGCUCAGAUCCGUGAGACGAAGAGCCACGUCUCCAUCACAUUCCGACCUGUCCCGAGCCGCACUUGUGGGAAGCUGAAGAGCGAAAACCUACCAGAAGUCACGGUCUAUCUCUUCCCCGAAGAAGACCUAGGCGACAUCCCCGAACACCACGACCUCGGAAAUCGAACAGACUCGGAAGCAUCCAAAGCCCAAAUGGGAACCUGGAUGCAAGACUGUGUCACCAACCACCCAAAAUGCAUCCGAAGCCACAGCAUUAGAUCCUUCAUCCCAACCCGCGUCCUCGACGUCGGUCCCCCAAACACCAACACCAACCACGCGACGGAAACCCCACCCUCUCACAUCCGCGUAAUCGACACCACAAAAGAACCCAUCACCGGCCCUUACAUGACGCUCUCCCACUGCUGGGGUACCGGUAGCUUCAUCCGCCUAACUGAGACCAACGUCAACGAAUAUACCAUCAAUGGCAUCCCCUGGACAGAACUCCAAGCCAGCAACGCCAACUUUGCUGACGCAGUGCGCGUCGUUCGCACGCUGGGAUUGCGGUAUAUCUGGAUCGAUUCGCUGUGUAUCAUCCAGGGCCAGGAGCAUUUGGAGGACUGGAGCCAUGAGGCGCCUCUUAUGCAUAAAGUCUACCGGAACUCGUGGUGUAACUUGGCGGCGGCGGACUCGAGGGAUCAUACGCGCGGGCUAUUCCGGGAGAGGGCGGCGGAGGUGGUGCCUGUGAGGUACGAGAGUGAGCAGCCUUCUGUGACGUUUGGUGAUAUGGUAUGGAGGAUUUUCCCGGCGGAUUUAUGGGAUCGGGAUUUGCUGGGGAGCCACCUUUACACUCGUGGCUGGGUGUUCCAAGCCCUCUCCGUACGAGGCACAGGCGAAGACUCGCUCGAAGAGUUCUGGAAGAGCGUCGUGGAGGCGUACACGAGCUGCAAUCUCACAUUUGCAAAGGAUAAACUUGCGGCGCUAUGGGGUAUCGCGAAGCUUUUGCGGGAUGCGCUGGGCGAGGAGUACGCUGCGGGUUUGUGGGGUAUCAAUCUCGCUGAGCAACUUGCUUGGAGGGUCUUUGAUCGUACUCAAUCAAAACUUUACGGUGAGGAUGAGAAGGUCGUGGUCCCUGGUGGUAAGGCGGUUGGGAAUCCAAGCUGGUCGUGGACUUCAUUGAAGGGGAGGAUCGAGGUUGCGCCGAGGGUGCCGAGGCUGGAUAGAUUCUACACUGCGUGUGAUCAUGGGGGUGGGAACGCAAAAUUUCAGGUCAAGAAGCCGCUUUUUGGGCGAUUUGAGGGGGAGCAUUCGACUGUGUGGCGGGAUGAGGUUGUUAACAUGACGAGGAAGCUGAACCGGGCUUCGGAGAGGGUGUCGGAGAAGGCUCGGAUGAAUGUUACUACGAUUACUCCUAUCGUUGAGGAUAUCGCAGAGGAAGAAGUCGAAAAGGACGGGACGCCAAAGACGGCACCGCAAGGCGCAGUCACGCAGGCGGAAACGAAGAGGGAAUUCGCCAUGGACAAGCCCUCAGAGCUCCUCUCUACAUCUCUCCGCCUCCAAGCCCACAUUUGCCGCGGCUCGCUCGAGGCAUCUGGAGACGGCAACUGGACUUUCACCUUCCCGGGCCUAAACCAGAGUGACGCGCUCAUCGAAGCUUAUCCCGAUGUCCAGCCUCAGCAGGACAGCGCUGCAUGCGAGAUGCUCUUGCUUGCUGCGACUAAGGAGAUGAAGGAUAGGUGGGGCUGGCCGGUGUUUGAUAAUGGGUACCUUGAAGACGAGGAUAUUGCUGACGUGCGUUAUUCCGGGACGGGAAUUCUUGUAGAGAGAGUUGGUGAGGGGCGGUAUAAGAGGAUUGGUGCAGUUGUGUUUCGGCAGGUGAAGAGGGAGAGUUGGGCUUGUUUUCGGCGGGCUUGUGGGAAUGGUGAUGAGAUGUUGGAGGAUGAGCUUCAGGUUGAGGACGGGGAGAAGAUUUGGCUUGACUGA
This is a messenger RNA of Colletotrichum phormii, 2298 nucleotides long. RefSeq names its product heterokaryon incompatibility protein-domain-containing protein. The record is from RefSeq and is a predicted model, not a curated record. The transcript has 3 exons. The coding region runs from base 109 to 2298 and encodes 729 amino acids. Lineage: Eukaryota; Fungi; Ascomycota; Sordariomycetes; Glomerellales; Glomerellaceae.